This is a messenger RNA of Clonostachys rhizophaga, 804 nucleotides long. The record is from the annotation of a GenBank genome assembly. NCBI's taxonomy places the organism in Eukaryota, Fungi, Ascomycota, Sordariomycetes, Hypocreales, Bionectriaceae.
AUGAGGUUGCUAGCUGGAAUGAGCCUUCUUCUGACUUUGUCUGCUAUGGUCGAAGCAGUGCCUCAUUCCAACCUCGCGCAACCAUUGGCUGUGGUCUAUCGCGGCAACCAAGCCCCCCGCGAAUGCUCUGACAGUGUCGGCAAACUUCUUACCAAUUCUGAGUACAACUUUAAAGUUACCUACGCUGGACCGACCGAAGAAGUGGAUCUCAGCCCGGAACUUCUCUCGCAAGCCUCCAUCUACGCUUACCCUGGCGGACCAGACGUGGGUCGCUCUUGGAAAGAACUCAAAGAGCAUGGAGACACAAUCAGGAAUUUUGUCCGUGCUGGUGGCCGAUACAUGGGGUUCUGCUUGGGAGCUUACCUUGCCGGACAAUCUGCGCUCGACCUUCUUCCUGAGGGUAUUGACGUUGGCUCUGAGAUCCAGCAAGAUAAUUCCCAAGUUAAAGGCCCCGAGGAUACCACGAUUCAAGUGGACUGGACGUUCAAUGCUAGCACUGGAAAUUCCCGCCUAGACCAAGGUCGAUGGGCAUACUUUCAAGAGGGAGCAGUUGUCUUAGGCUUCAAGGGCGAUGAUCCCCGCGUUGUUGGCAGAUACUCACGCAAUAAGGAUGUUGCUGCCUCUAUUACUCCUUAUGGUAAAGGAUUUGUCGGCCUUGUCGGCCCGCACCCUGAAGCGGAUGCGAAGUGGUACUCGGACGCCGAAAUUACGAAUCCAGAUGGAAUUAAAACAGACAUCGGAUAUGACUUUAUCAAAUCGACCAUGCAAGGAAUUUCUGUACCCAGUAGAAAGACUGGUAAUUAG